AUGGGCCUCAGCCUGUGCCAAGUCCAGCUCAAACAGCCGGGUAGAGCUUUUCAUUUGGCAAUUCUUUCCAGAAACAUCUUCAAAUGUUUUUGGCUGCUUACCAGCCAGGACGCUAGCUCUCAAGUUGCUGUGACUGUUUGGCUCUUACUGCAGGAAAACCCUGAAGAAGGCCGGGCCAGCAUUUACAGGUCGGUGAUCAUCAACACUUCUAAGGAGAUGAUGUGCUUCAGUGACUUUCCCAUCCCGGCCCACUUCCCCAACUUCAUGCACAACUCCCAGGUGCUGGACUACUUCAGGAUGUACGCCAAAGCGUUUGACCUUCUGAAGUACAUUCGUUUUAAGACCACUGUGCGCAGCGUGAAGAAGCGGCCCGACUUCUCCACUUCAGGCCAGUGGGAAGUGGUCACAGAAUGUGAAGGCAAGGAGGAGGCGACUGUCUUCGACGGGGUCAUGGUUUGCUCUGGCCAUCACACCAAUGCUCACCUGCCGCUGAAAAGCUUCCCUGGUAUCGAGAAGUUCAAAGGACAGUACCUCCACAGCCGGGACUACAAGAAGCCAGACAGUUUUACCGGGAAGAGAGUCAUCGUCAUCGGCAUCGGGAAUUCCGGCGGGGACCUGGCGGUGGAGACCAGCCACGUGGCCAAGCAGGUCUUUCUCAGCACCAGGAGAGGGUCUUGGAUCCUGAACCGUGUGGGCAGCCACGGGUACCCUUCGGACAUGUUGUACUCUUCUCGGCUGAAAUAUUAUAUGAAGAACAUUUUAAGUGAAUCCACCAUAAAUACCUUUUUGGAAAACAGACUGAACCAAAGGUUUGACCAUGCAUUGUUUGGCCUGAAGCCUAAACACAGACCUCUGAGUCAGCAUCCAACAAUAAACGAUGAGUUGCCAAAUCGCAUCAUUUCUGGUUUGGUGAAGGUGAAAGGAAACGUGAAGGAGUUCACAGAGACGGCCGCCAUAUUUGAGGACGGCUCCAGGGAGGAUGACAUUGAUGCAGUCAUCUUUGCCACCGGCUACAGCUUCAACUUUCCUUUUCUUGAGGAUUCUGUCAAAGUAGUCAAUAACAAGGUAUCCCUAUAUAAGAUGGUCUUCCCUCCUCACCUGGAAAAGCCAACCCUUGCCAUCAUUGGCUUGAUCCAACCCCUGGGUGCCAUCAUGCCCAUCUCAGAGCUCCAAGGUCGCUGGGUCACUCAAGUAUUUAAAGGGAUAAAGACACUGCCCUCACCAAGUGAAAUGAACAGAGAAAUAGCCAUGGUUCAAGAGAAAAUUGCAAAAAGGUAUGUGGAGAGUCCGCGCCACACCAUUCAGGUAGACUACACAGACACCAUGGAAGAACUUGCUGUUCUGGUGGGUGUCAGGCCCAACCUGCUCUCCUUGGCCUUCACGGACCCCAGAUUGGCCCUGGAGUUACUGGUGGGACCCUGCACUCCCAUCCACUAUCGCCUGCAAGGCCGCGGGAAGUGGGCCGGCGCUCGCCAGGCUAUCCUCGAGGCAGAAGGUCGCAUAAGGAAGCCUCUGACGACAAGAGUGGUUGAGAGCGGCGAUGCCACAACCUCGGCCGCAGCAAUGGCCUGGAUCAUGGUGGCUGUCGCCUUCCUGGCAGUGUUCGUGGCCUACUUUUAGCCCUUGCAUUGUCACCUAGGAAACGGGAUCUUCAACCGCCUAC
Messenger RNA from Condylura cristata (star-nosed mole), 1663 nucleotides. RefSeq names its product flavin containing monooxygenase 5 (gene FMO5). Gene Ontology annotation, molecular function: N,N-dimethylaniline monooxygenase activity; flavin adenine dinucleotide binding; NADP binding. NCBI's taxonomy places the organism in Eukaryota, Metazoa, Chordata, Mammalia, Eulipotyphla, Talpidae. The record is from RefSeq and is a predicted model, not a curated record. The transcript has 8 exons. The coding region runs from base 1 to 1620 and encodes 539 amino acids.